Messenger RNA from Phacochoerus africanus (Common warthog), 2419 nucleotides. RefSeq names its product serine incorporator 4 (gene SERINC4). NCBI's taxonomy places the organism in Eukaryota, Metazoa, Chordata, Mammalia, Artiodactyla, Suidae. The coding region runs from base 1 to 1557 and encodes 518 amino acids. The record is from RefSeq and is a predicted model, not a curated record. Gene Ontology annotation, cellular component: membrane. The transcript is spliced from 12 exons.
AUGGUGGGUGCAAAGGCGGUCACGAGCUCGAGCACCUCCCCCCGCCUGGCACAGCAACGCAGUGGAGUGAGCAGCGUCAUACUGAGUCCUCCCUUCUAUCAGGUGUCCUGCUGUGGGCCUGUUUCCUGUACCUGCUGCCGGCAUUCUAGGUGGCCUCCUCUCACAGAGUCUCCUUGUAGCCGCCUGUUCUACAUUCUCCUCCAUGUGGGGGCCUCAGCAGUCUGCUGCCUCCUAUUGUCAAGGACAGUAGUGGAAAGAGUCUGGGGCAAGGCACGUGGGAUCCAGAUGCCCUCAGGGCUGUGUGCCCAUCUGUUUGGCCAUUCUCACUGCCCAGUUCUCAGUGGCUCUGGGGCUGUGUACCGAGUAUGUGCAGGAACUGCCACCUUCCACCUGCUACAGGCUGUGCUGCUGGUCCACCUCCACUCCCCCACCAGCCUGCGAGCACAGCUGCAUAAUAGCUUCUGGGUCCUCAAGCUGCUGUUCCUGUUAGGUCUCUGUGCUGUUGCUUUCUGCAUCCCUGAUGAGCAUCUCUUCCCAGUCUGGCAUUACAUUGGCAUCUGUGGAGGCUUUACAUUCAUCCUGCUGCAGUUGGUGCUUAUUACAGCCUUUGCCCAUUCUUGGAACAAGAACUGGCAAACAGGUGCAGCCCAAGACUGCCGCUGGUUCCUAGCUGUGCUGCUGACCACCCUAGGAUUCUACAGUAUGGCAGGUGUAGCAGCUGUGCUCCUGUUCCGCCACUACACGCACCCAGCUGCCUGCCUGCUGAACAAGAUGCUGCUUAGUCUGCACCUUUGUUUCUGUGGGCUCCUCUCCUUCCUCUCCAUCGCUCCCUGCAUCCGCCUCAAGCAGCCACGCUCUGGCCUUCUACAAGCCUCUAUCAUCAGCUGCUAUAUCAUGUACCUGACAUUCUCUGCACUGUCCAGCCGUCCUCCAGAGAGUGUAAUCCUUCAAGGACAGAAUCACACUCUGUGCCUGCCUGGCCUGAGUAAAAUGGAACCUGAAAUACCCAACGCUUCUCUGGCAGUGCUGAGUGCUGGCAUCAUGUAUGCCUGUGUGCUUUUUGCUUGCAAUGAGGCAUCCUAUCUGGCUGAGGUAUUUGGGCCCUUGUGGAUGGUCAAGGUUUACAGCUAUGAGUUCCAGACACCCUCACUCUGUUUCUGCUGCCUGGAAUCAGUGGAGCCAGAGAAAGGGCAAAGAGGUGGGACUGCCAGGCCAGCUGACCAAGAUACCUCUCCAGCUCUUCCAGCGCAAGCCCAGCAGCUUUCCUACAGCUAUUCUGCCUUCCACUUUGUCUUCUUCCUAGCAUCACUCUAUGUCAUGGUUACCCUCACCAACUGGUCCAGCUAUGAGGGAGCAGAACUGGAAAAGACGUUCACCAUGGGUAGCUGGGCUACUUUCUGGGUCAAGGUUGCUUCAUGCUGGGCCUGUGUACUCCUCUACUUGGGGCUGCUACUGGCACCACUUUGUUGGUCCCCAACCCAGGAACCCCAGCCCCUUCCUAUUGUCAGGCAACAUUGUCAUGCAUCAGUAUCACCAGAUAACAAACAUCCAAUCUAAGUACUUUUAACAGACUGAUGUUCCCUUGAAGUUGUAACCCUGGUCUUGGGUCACAGGAGCUGGCCAGCCCAACAAAUACCUCAAGGACACAAUGUGUAGUUACCUCCCUUUAGGCUGAAGUCAGUAGUACAUCCGACUUGAAAAAAGUGGCUAUACACACCCUGACCCUGAGCAUCUGACUCACCGGCGCUAGCAUUACAUCUUCACCCCAGCUCAAGAGCCUAACUCGGCAGCAAGAGCCUAACUAAGUCAGCAGCUCAGGAACCACUGCUGAUCCCAGCAGACAGUGUGGCACCAGCUCUUUCCUGGCUCUCAUGGUAGAGAUGGGGGCAGGGAAAGACCAACGGGGACUGAAGACUUAGUUGGCUCUGCCCUUGAAGAUAAAAAGGAAAAUAAGUAGUUCAGCCCUGGGUACAGGGAUGUAAGAAGCCCAGAACAAACCAGGACACAGGAAGAAAGGAGCAGAGACUACCCUGGGUUUUAAUCCUGAUGCUGAGGUCAAAGGAAAUGGAAAGACAAAAACCACCCUCAUUCCAUGAGGAAUGACAGAACAGAAGAGAAUGUGAACACUUGAGAGCAGCUAGCCAUGGGAAGUUAAUGAGCAGCAGAAUCUGGGCCAACUUUCAAGAAGGUGAGCAAACUGAGGAAGAAUAAGGAAGAGGGGCAUACAUUUAGGUCUUGGAGCCUUCCUUCUUAGGACCUCAACCCCAUCCUUAAGACGGUGUUUAAGGUCCGAGUGUGGGACUGAUAUCACAGAAAAGAAGUCCCUACGGUUCUGAGAGGAUUUCUCUACCACGUACCCAACAUAUUUGUCUGUUUGUUGUAGCACAAUAAAGGAUUUUUGCUUUGACGUUUCACUUAA